AUGGAUGAUACUCAAUAUAAUGUUCAUAAUACUGAAUCACUGCAAACACAGUGCACAUUGGAUAUAAGAAAUAAACCAAGCAAAUAUAUAGGAAUAUCAAGUGAAUUGAAGCGAGAAUUCUCCUAUAUCGACGAUCUUAUGGUGACCAUUCGGUCAAAGCAGAAUCGUAUAGAACAGACAGAGAAAAAAAUGAAAGAAAGAUCUAUAGAAACAAAUAUAGAAGAAAAUAUAGAUACAUAUAUAAGCAGAGAUAACAAAAAAACCAAUGAAAAAACAAAUAAAAAUAUAGAUGAAGAUGAAAAUACAGGAUUAAAUAUAAGUUUGAAUAUGAAUAUAAAAAUGGAGUUAAAAGAAACGGAGUUAAAAGAUAAUACAAAGAUAAUAGAAAAAACAGAAAAUAUAACAGAAAAAAAGGAAAAGAAACAGGAAAGACGAAGAUACCAAUGCUCAUUCCAGGAAUGUGGAAAAGUAUUUCAACAGCAGGCACAUUUACGGAUUCAUUUGCGAUGCCACUCAGGAGAAAAACCAUAUGUUUGUCAACACUGUAACAAAACGUUUGCACAACUUGGAAAUUUAAAGACACAUGAACGACGACACACUGGGGAACGGCCUUUUGUUUGUGUUUAUCCUGGAUGCGAUAAGCGUUUUGCACAAAAAGGCAAUUUGCGUACUCAUAAACAGGUUCACGAGGGCUUGCGACCAUAUUUUUGCCAGCUAGAUGGUUGUACAAAGACAUUUACACAGUUGGGAAAUUUAAAAGCACAUCAAAAUAAAUUUCACAAUAAAUUUAUUCUUCAGUUAAAUGCAAAACUUUCAUCAGUUCAAAAUAUUCAAUUGGCUAGUGCAGAGGACAUGAAACUCUUUAACUAUUUUUCUACUCUUUACCGUUAUUCUGACAAAGGUAUUAAAGGUCGUGGGAAGGAAAAAGAGUCUUUAAAAUUGCCACAAUUGCCAGAAACAUGGCCAUCAUUAAUGGCGUAUAAUCCUCAGAAUAAGUUGAAGCAUGAGGAACAGCUCUCACAACCAGACGUAUUAAUUGCAUUGAACAAAGAUUCAGCAUCUUUAACAGAUGGAGUGAAUUCAUCUUUUUUAGAUAAACAUGCAAAUCAUAUAACUAAAAAAAUAUACAGAGAUUCGCCUUCAUCCAGUAUGCACGAACUGUUUGAUUUGAUAAACCAAGAAAUUCAACAUCUUUCUGAAUCACAUACAUUAUCUCAUAAAGACACUGGGAUUAAUAUGGCUACAGAUGUUUUAUCUAACACACCACUAAAUACACUGCCAUGUACAAUAUUUAGCACUUCAUUAAACACUGCACUUAAUGAUUCAUCAGAAACAUUUCAAAAUUUAGAACAGGCACAUACAAAUGUUCAUGAUUUGUUAUCACAGCUUAAUUAUUCUUCUGGGUCAUAUAUUGCAGAAUUUGUAUAA
This is a messenger RNA of Pneumocystis jirovecii RU7, 1428 nucleotides long. RefSeq lists its product as uncharacterized. Gene Ontology annotation, molecular function: DNA-binding transcription factor activity, RNA polymerase II-specific; RNA polymerase II cis-regulatory region sequence-specific DNA binding. Bases 1 to 1428 code for a protein of 475 amino acids. Gene Ontology annotation, biological process: regulation of transcription by RNA polymerase II. The transcript has 3 exons. The record is from RefSeq and is a predicted model, not a curated record. Gene Ontology annotation, cellular component: nucleus. NCBI's taxonomy places the organism in Eukaryota, Fungi, Ascomycota, Pneumocystomycetes, Pneumocystales, Pneumocystaceae.